Strongylocentrotus purpuratus (purple sea urchin) is the source of this 1203-nucleotide messenger RNA. RefSeq names its product ribonuclease H2 subunit B (gene rnaseh2b). The transcript is spliced from 10 exons. Gene Ontology annotation, biological process: RNA catabolic process; ribonucleotide metabolic process. Gene Ontology annotation, cellular component: ribonuclease H2 complex; nucleoplasm. Bases 99 to 1064 code for a protein of 321 amino acids. The record is from RefSeq and is a predicted model, not a curated record. NCBI's taxonomy places the organism in Eukaryota, Metazoa, Echinodermata, Echinoidea, Camarodonta, Strongylocentrotidae.
GUCAGCCCGCGAACUGUAAUUUAUAAAUCUCUCAGUUCAUGUGUUUUUAAGUCCAGAUUUCUCAGCUUUUCUCAAAGAAAAUCCGACUUUUAGUGAUCAUGGCACCAAAGACUUCCAAGAAACAGAAGAGGAAGGUGUCUGGUAAUCAUGAAAGAGACCAGUGGAUGGUUAUUGCUCCAGAUUCUACAUUUGAGAGUAUAGAUGGAUGCCCUGAUCCAUCCUUUGUGAAGCUGAGGCAUCCUAAGACUGAGAAUGGGGUCAUGUUUCUCUUCAGCAGUGAUGGAACAAGCGUUCAUGAGGUCAUGAGAUUCAAGAGGGACUUUGGAUCAUGGUUCAUUAACGACUCGGUCCAACAAGAUGGGUCAUUAGAGGUCAUAACUCCCGUCGACCCUGUAUUCUUAGCUCUGCCAUACCUUAUCAAAUCAAGUAAAGAGCGAAACAAAUUCAUGACCUUGGAUCAGAUCAUCCUUGAUGACGACUACCCACAAUGCAUCAGGUUGCUUCAUUGCUCUGGCAUGUCUGGUAUAGAAAGAGUAGCAGAGGUCAAAGGGAGUGGGGAUGUGAGAGCCUAUCGAUACGACGAAUCCAAGACCUUGGACUGGCUGAAAGACAAAGUGGAGCAGACAGCAGCCCGUCUAGGCCAGACGGAUGUGCACGUAGCCAGCGGAGCGCAGUCAACGACGUUUGUACGUAGCAGCAAAGAACAGGGUGCAACGGAAGAGGAUUACAAGAGGUACGCUGCGGGGCUAGUAUCUGAUUACCUGUCUGCAGACCUUAGCACAAAGCUCUUUGAACACAUAGGAAUCAAGGAGGUAUCUGAAAAAGUUUCCAAGGCUUUGGAGAAUGGUGCAGAACCCCCUUUGAAGAAAGCAAGAAUGUCAUCAGAUAUAAAAACAGAGCCUGAAGAAGAUUACUCCAAGGCAUUCACAGCUUCAAAUGAUAUGAAGAAAGAAAAGAAUGGAAAGUUGACGGCCGGUCAGAAGGCACUGAGUAAAGUGGACAAGAAGGGAAUGAAAAGCAUCUCCAGUUUCUUCUCUCCAAAGCCAAAGAAAAUGGAAAAAUGAUAGAUUUCUAUUAAAAAUGACGAUCUUUGAUCCAAUAUAUUGAAACUUGUGUAUAAAGACCACUUGGAGUAGGGUCUAUGGUAUGAGCGGUGGUCUUUAUGCACAAGUUCCUCAAAUACGUGCUUCAGCUCUAAACACU